This is a messenger RNA of Boleophthalmus pectinirostris (great blue-spotted mudskipper), 2774 nucleotides long. It is a transcript of the gene exo1, whose product is annotated as exonuclease 1. Gene Ontology annotation, cellular component: nucleus. Bases 145 to 2535 code for a protein of 796 amino acids. The transcript has 16 exons. Gene Ontology annotation, molecular function: DNA binding; 5'-flap endonuclease activity; metal ion binding. Gene Ontology annotation, biological process: DNA recombination; mismatch repair. Lineage: Eukaryota; Metazoa; Chordata; Actinopteri; Gobiiformes; Gobiidae. The record is from RefSeq and is a predicted model, not a curated record.
GCUCUCCGUUUAGUGACACGGAUUUUGCCGCUAAAAGCAAACUCCCUCCAGCUCCGUGUCGUGUUUUUGUCAUUUUCUGCUCUUUUUUUCGGAUAAAAAGCGGGUUAAAACACACAGAGGCUCCGCGCUCGGUCCCGGAGGAUCAUGGGAAUCUCUGGUCUGCUUCAGUUCAUUAAAGAUGCCGCGGAGCCGGUGAACGUGAAGAAGUACAGGGGGCAGACUGUGGCCGUGGACACGUACUGCUGGCUCCACAAGGGGGCGUUCUCCUGCGCCGAGAAACUGGCCAAAGGAGAACCCACCGAUCAAUACGUGUGGUUCUGUAUGAAGCUCGUGGACAUGCUGCUGAACUUUGGAGUCAAACCCAUCCUGGUGUUUGACGGACGAAACCUGCCGUCCAAAAGAGAAGUGGAGAAAUCACGCAGAGAACGUCGUGAGUUGAACCUGCAGAAGGGAAAGCAGCUGCUCAGAGAAGGAAAAAUAUCUGAGGCCAGAGACUGUUUCAACCGCUGCGUCAACAUCACCCCGACUAUGGCCCAUAACGUCAUUAAGGCGGCUCGUUGUCGUGGUGUGGACUGUGUGGUGGCUCCUUAUGAAGCCGACGCUCAGUUGGCGUUUCUCAGUAAAAAUGGUUUGGCUCAAGCCGUGAUCACAGAAGACUCAGACCUGCUCGCCUUCGGCUGCAAGAACGUGAUCUUGAAGAUGGACAAACAGGGGAAUGGUCUGGAGGUGUGUCAGAGUCGUUUGGGUCGCGUUCGGUCUCUGGGCGACGUGUUCACGGAGGAGAAGUUCAGACACAUGUGCAUCCUGUCGGGCUGCGACUACCUCCCCUCGCUCCACGGCAUCGGCCUCGGGAAAGCCUCCAGACUCCUCCGACUCGCCAGGGACCCCGACAUCCUCAAGGUCAUAAAGAAGAUGGGUCAGUACCUGAAGAUGGACCUGGUGGUUCCGGACUCGUACUUGGACGGUUUCGUUCGGGCCAAUAACACGUUUCUGUACCAGCUCGUGUUCGACCCGCGGACCCGACGAGUGGUGCCCCUGAACCCGUACCCCGAGAACGCCCCCCCGCACGACCUGAGCUACGCAGGACUACACAUGGGGGAUGAGGAGGGUCUGCAGUUGGCUCUGGGAAACCUGGACCUGAACACACUGGAGAAGAUCGACAACUACAACCCCGACGCACAACACACACAGUUGACAAAACCUCGCAGUCGCUCCUGGAACGACUCGCCCUGCCCCCUCCCCUCCUCCAGCCCCAGUAUCUGGAGCAGAGAGAGCUCCACAGCGCCCCCUACAGCCGCCUCUGCCCCCCCCUGUCCCCCCGCAGAGCCCCGAGCCUCCACCAGGGGGCAGCACAGGGUGGUGAGUGUGUCUGCGCUGAGGCUGCCGAGCGUGAAGAGGAACAGAGAAGAUUCUCCUCUGUCGGAUCAGGACGUGUUACUGCAGUAUUCAUCCUCCAACCUUCAGAAACGACACAGAUCCGAGCCUCUCCCCUCCCUCCGUCCUCCCUCUUCCUCCUCCUCCUCCUCCUCUUCCUCCUCGUCUUCCUCCAGACCUCAGGUUCCGCUCAGACCCAGAAACAGAUUUGCGACGUUACUGCAGAGGAGGAACGAGGAGUCGGGGGAGGACGGGACGGCCACGUGCAGCAGGUUUUUCAACAGUUCUGCUCCAGCGUCUGUCAAACCAGUGACCCCAGAACCUCCAGUCCAGAGUCUGUCCUCCUGUGAAGACUCUGAAGCUCCUGAAGCUCCAUCUGUGGACACCCCCAGCCCCUCUCCCCCCGCGUCACCUCCAAAUACCACUGAUACUACAAAUACUGAUACUGCAGAUACUGAUACUGAUACUCCUGCUGGGGCCGCGUGCUCGCCGUCGUCCAGCAGGGGGCUCCAGCUGUUCCACUGGCCCGGCGCGUCCACGGAGCCGACGCCCCGUGGACUCUCCUCACUCAAGAGGUUCAGAUUUAAGAAGGAAAACUCCACAAAACCCCAGAGUCCAGCUCCGCUCAGAGGUGGAGAAGAACCAGAGGAGGUGUCAGACUCUCCUCCAUCUCAGGACAGCGCCUACUUCUCCCAGUCACAGCCCGACUCCUCGUCCUCGUCUCUCCUCGUCCUCCUCCUCGUCCUCCUCCUCGUCCUCGUCUCUGUCCUCCUCGUCCUCCUCUUGUCUUGUUCUGGUCUGGGCUCCGGUGUCUCUGGUUUGGACCAAAACCGAGAAGAACAAGAAGAACUCAGUCCAACAGAGAGAGAACGCACAACGCACAUGUAUAAGGCGCCGGGUUUAUCUCGUCCAAACUCCAGUCACUCACUCAAACCCACGGCUCUGGGUCCGGCUCGGGUCAGCGGCCUCAAGAGGAAGUCCAGUUUAAACAAACCUGGAUCAUCUAAACCCGGAUCAUCCAAACCCGGUGUGAACAAUGAGAACAGCCCCGGGGUCCAGGCCACCAUCAGCGGACUGUGGAAGAACUUCGGAUUCACAAAAGAUUCUCCAAAGAUUUCACACAAAGAGCCUCUGUCUCCGGUCAAAGACAACGUGAUGUGACGAGUCCCCACAGCGAGUCCCCACAGCGAGUCCCCACAGCGAGUCCCCACAGCGCCCCUCCCCACAGCGAGUCCCCACAGUCCCCACAGCGAGUCCCCACAGCGAGUCCCCACAGCGAGUCCCCACAGUGAGUCCCCACAGCGAGUCCCCACAGCGAGUCCCCACAGCGAGUCCUCACAGCGCCCCCCCUCACAGUGCCCCCUGUCUGUCAGUGACUUUAUUUCACCAAACUGUGUUUG